Dendroctonus ponderosae (mountain pine beetle) is the source of this 832-nucleotide messenger RNA. Its product is annotated as peritrophin-1. The transcript is spliced from 5 exons. Lineage: Eukaryota; Metazoa; Arthropoda; Insecta; Coleoptera; Curculionidae. Gene Ontology annotation, molecular function: chitin binding. Bases 135 to 764 code for a protein of 209 amino acids. The record is from RefSeq and is a predicted model, not a curated record. Gene Ontology annotation, cellular component: extracellular region.
CAGAAUUUAUUAUGAUUCAAUCACUUUAAUAUUUAUUGCCCUCAUCGCAAUUGUCAAUUCACACCAUAAAAUCAGUUUCCACCAAACCGGGUAUAAAAGGGAAACUUGCUCAUUUCUCGCCUCAAACCGGUGAGAUGAUGAUGACAAUGAAGAUUUUCUGUGUGUUGGCCUUUGUCGCUACCAGUGCAUUCGCUUGGAAAGAACCUGCACAAGCCAAUGGGGGCUGGAAAGAGCCAAGUCGGCCAGCUAUUGGCCGCUACUCCAGUGUGGACUGUUCCAUUCCGGCCAAUCAGGUGAUUCUGCAUCCCCACCCCACCAGUUGCACCAAGUAUUUGCAGUGCAACCAUGGCAGCCCCCUUGAGCGCCCCUGUGCCCCCGGCACUGAGUUCAGCCCCUCUAUUGGAGUGUGUGUCCAUCCAUGGCAAUCUGACUGCACCGCUGGACAAGAAGUAGAAGAAGAGGAUGUGGUCGAAGUGCCCGAAGACUCUGUGGAAGAUGUGACCGAGGCCGAUGACGUGGAAGAUGCCACUGAGUUGCCGGAAGCCCUCGAGGCUCCACUUCUGAAGCCCAUCGGAGGUCGAGAAAGACGCGCCUUCAGCCUCUGCGCCCAAAAUCCGUCCAGGGUGUUCAUAGCGGCUGAUCCUACCGACUGCGCCAGCUAUGUGAUUUGCGCCGUUGGCUUUCCGGUGCUAAAGUCCUGCGCUAGAGGGCAGCACUUUGAAGGCGCCAGCCUUCAAUGCGAAGCAGGCGCAUGCCAAUCUUAAGCAUUUGAGCCGAACAUUCACGGAUACGAUUAAAGUGUAACUGCUUAAAUAAAUUGAAAAAAAUGCUA